This is a messenger RNA of Archocentrus centrarchus (flier cichlid), 4944 nucleotides long. Its product is annotated as rho guanine nucleotide exchange factor 26. Gene Ontology annotation, molecular function: guanyl-nucleotide exchange factor activity; protein binding. Bases 74 to 3055 code for a protein of 993 amino acids. The record is from RefSeq and is a predicted model, not a curated record. The transcript is spliced from 14 exons. Lineage: Eukaryota; Metazoa; Chordata; Actinopteri; Cichliformes; Cichlidae. Gene Ontology annotation, biological process: activation of GTPase activity.
UUUGUUUGUUUUUUUCUCUGCGAGCCACAGGUUUGGACACAGCUAGUGAAGAAGAGGCAGUCACAUUAAAACCAUGGAUAUUGGCAAUGAUGUAGAUUUGUCCAACAAUAACAUCAUGCCUUUGUGGAAACCCCGCGCGGACAACAGUAAAAGGCCCCAGGACUUAAGCAGCGCUAAACCGCGGCCGCACAGUUGCCACAUAAAUGGGGUCAUGAAGUCAAACUUCCCUGAGGAGCACAACAAAUGUUCCUUCACCUUAAGCCAGCCUGCUGAGAGACUUGUGGUCACACCCCAGUUUGUUGACAAUAACACCGUGGUGUUAAAGCACGUUUUACAUAAACCUCCGAAGAAGACCAGAGUGGUUCGAAGCAUCAGCAUUGGCCACCUGACCAGUGCAGGCUUACUUUCCAAAUUUAGGUCUGAGGAUAACAGAUCCGCAUCACUGGACAAUAGAGUGUGUAAUAGGAACUCUGAGAGGGUGAAAACAAGUAAUGGGGAGCUUGCAUGGCCUGAAAAGUAUCUCCCAGAUUUACAACAACGUACAUCCAGUCCAUUAAGUUGGAGGUCUCAGAAAGACCAGCCUGCAUUUCAGAAGACUUUACCUGCAACAGAAAAUGAUCCUCUUAGUGGUUCCUCACCUGUCUUUUCUCCAGACACUCCUGACAACAACAACUACGACCAACAUGAACUGUCCUCCCUUUCAUCCAGUUCCUCGCCUCCAACCUCUCGUAAUCUCUCCAUAUCCUGUAGCUCCACCUCCAGCAUCCCUUCCCUCAUGUCCUUAACCUCCUCGGAGCCCCCAACUCCUCGAUCUCCGUCACCAGCAGACAGAGGGCAGGCGCUGCUCAGGCAGCCUCAGCCAUCCUCACCUACAUCCACACAGGACACCAGACAUGCCUCUUCAUCUUCUUCCAUCUCCUCCACCUCACCAUCACUCUCCCGAUCUAUCUCUCCCUAUAACAGCAUUGUCCUAAGCACCAAUAGCCCUGCCGCUCUCAAGAUGGGCACCCAGCAACUUAUUCCCAAGGGCUUAGCAUCUGAUAUCCGGCAAAGCAAGACACCUUCCUCUGGGACACAAGGUCAAGGAUCAGUGGGGCUGCUGGGGCUGGAUCAUUCCAAGCGUUCCUUGAAAGCCCUCAGCAUGGUGGAAACGGGACCCUACUUUUCUACAGGAGGGGGCCUCAAUGAGGGGGAAGAUGGUGACAGUGAGAGCCCAGGGGCAAUAAGAAGAGGCUUAAGGAGUACAUCCUAUAGGAGGGCAGUUGUGAGUGGCGUAGACUUAGAGGUACCAACAGUAGAUCCCAGGGGCCAUCGGUUGUCCCAGCCGGUCAUCAAGAGGCUAGGUAUGGAUAUUUUAGAUUCACCAGUUAGCCCUGCAAGUCCUGGUGCUGUAAGUCUGCCCAGUUUUGGAACCAACAACUCUGAGAGCCCUGUGACACUCAACCAGGUCACCCCCAAGAAUUCAAAGCCUGCUAGCCCUGGAACAGAAAAGCCUAAACGCAAUGGGAAAAACAAGAGUCCAGAUAAGAAGAAGACUUUGACAAGUCAGCUGACUUUUGACAGUGAGGCAGAAGAGCUGUACCAGACCUACAAGGAGAAUGCCUUAAUUAAUGACUCAGAUGAAGAUGCUGAUUCCAGGGAAGCCAAACCUGAUAACAACAUUGUGGUGCAGUAUAGGCCAAUACGUACCUCCUGGAGCCAGCUUAGCGUGGUUAAGAGAAGUGGCCUGUGUGAGCAAAUGAGUCAGGAGGAACGCAAAAGACAAGAGGCCAUUUUUGAGGUGAUCUCGUCGGAGCACUCUUAUCUCCACAGUCUAGAGAUCCUGAUCCGUAUGUUCAAGGACUCUACAGAGCUCAGCGAGGCCAUGACAAAGACUGAGCACCACCACCUCUUUUCCAACAUCACUGAUGUCUGUGAGGCUAGCAAAAAGUUCUUCAAGGAACUAGAAAAAAGACACGAACAGAACAUAGUGAUCGACGACAUCAGUGACAUCAUUUGCAAGCAUGCUCAUUCCAACUUUGAUCCUUACAUCACAUACUGCUCCAAUGAGGUCUACCAGCAGAGAACCCUGCAGAGGCUGGUCUCCAAGAAUCCGACUUUUAAGGAGGUGCUGACUAGGAUAGAGGGCCACCCUGACUGCAGGAACCUCCCCAUGAUCUCUUUCCUCAUCCUGCCCAUGCAGAGGAUCACUCGCCUUCCCUUGCUUAUGGAUACAAUCUGUCAGAAGACAGCUAAAGACUCACCACAACAUGAAGAUUGUAAGAGGGCUUUACAAGCAGUCAGCAAGGUGGUGAGAAAGUGCAAUGAAGGAGCCCGCACAAUGGAGAGAACAGAAAUGAUGUACACCAUCAACUCUCAAUUGGAGUUCAAGAUUAAGCCGUUCCCCCUGGUCUCAUCCUCCAGGUGGAUGGUAAAAAGAGGGGAACUGACUACAUUUGUAGACAACACCAUCUUUUACAAGCGGACGUCACGGCAACAGGUCUAUUUCUUCCUCUUCAAUGACGUCCUCAUCAUCACCAGAAAGAAGAGUGAGGAGAGUUAUACUGUGAUAGACUACGCUCUGAGGAAUGAGAUCUGGGUGGGUUCUUGUCAGCCCAGCGACCUCAACCGGUCACCGAUCAAAAGCACCACCAGCAUGCUGAGCUCACGGCAAGCCGGCGCCAACCACCUCUUCCAACUGAGUUUCCGUAGCAACUGUUCUGGUGGAAAGGUGACCAUGAUCGUUGGAACAGAGUUGCUGAAUGAGCGUGCUCGAUGGAUCAGCGCUCUGAACAAUAAUGACAACAAGGAGAGCCAGGACCGAACCAAUAUCAUGCAGGUGGAGGUGAUCAGAACUUACACUGCCAGGCAGCCAGACGAGCUGUCUCUGCAGGUGGCUGAUGUGGUGCUCGUCAGGCAGACUGUAGAAGACGGCUGGUAUGAAGGCGAGCGGCUGCGUGACGGAGAGAGGGGAUGGUUCCUAAGUGAGUGUGCUGAACCAAUUACAUGCCAGGCCACCAUUGAACGCAACAUGCGGAGGAUGGACCGCCUGCAGGGGCUCGAGACUAAUGUGUGACAGGACGAUAAGCGGGCUGCUUAACCCACAGAGGACGUUUACCAACCAUUAGCGAACCCUCGACAGACCAGUGACCUGCCUUUUUAAGCACUGAACUCAAAUGUUUUCACUAACUGCAUCACUGACCCAUCUUCAGGGACCAAGUGGAUGACUAUGGGAGCCUUGUAGCUGCUAGGACCUCACAGUGGGAUAAAGAUCAAGCCAUAAUUCAGGCUUCUCCUCAGCAUCCACUAAAUAUCAGGCAUCCUGCCUGAGCUUCAAAGCAAAUACUGCUAAAAACAAACAGAGUGGAAGACAGAUUUCCCCAAUAACUGAUUUGUCUCUGUGCAGGUGGGGUGGUUUGACUGUGGGAUCUGUCACACUGAUUAAUUGCCUAGCCUGGUUAGUAAAACUUCACACCCACAUCCAAUGUCACUGCUUCCAGCACCCUGCCACACAACAAUUGCUGGUAUGAAAUUUGUAAAUGUUAUUUUUUUAAAGCAUAUUCUUUGUAAAUGAUGUGCAGUUUAACAGAAGAGUACAGUGAUACUGUAGGAGGUAAAGCAAGCCAAACAGUGUGAAAUUGACAGCAGCCCGGUAUGAGCUCUGCUAAUGAGGCUGCUCGGGCCAUGCGAUUAGGAGCUUUGCCAGUAACUAUGAAGAUGUUGAUUGUGAAAGUGAUAAUAAGGCAGGAGGGUGUGAUUGGCAGCUUAUGUAAAGUGUGUGGGUUAAUGUGGAAACUCCAAUGAGUGUUUUAUCAGCCUCUGAUAGCGUGUGAAACUAUGACAAUAUUUGCAACAGAAUACUAGGUGGUGUAUGUUGAGCUGCAAAAGAGACGUGCUUAUUUGUCUGAAGCUUGAGGCGCUUUGUGUGAACAACCGAAUCCAUACUUUGUGGAUUAUUUUGAAAACAGAGUAAUCAGUCAUCUGUGGGUUAAACACAUUAACAGCUGGUAGUCUGUCUACCCUGUUGUCUUCUGUUAAUGCCACCAUCAUGAAUCAGAUGCUGCAUCACAAAUGUGUGUCACAAAGAUCCUUAGUCUCUCCAUUCACUUGAUUUGGACAGCUUGAAAUAUUUUACACACACACACACACACACACACACACACACACACACACACAGAGUGCCAGAUAGAGGUAUACUGAUCACUUGGAGUGUUUUGUUGGGAAAACUUCAGUUCUUCAUUGCACACACUACAACUACUCAGAGGACAUGAUGAAGAACCCCCUUUAGAUCCAAAUCCACCAGAACAAAGAUCAUAAAACUCUGUGUCCCAACGGUCCUGUGUGCAAUUCCUGAUGGGUCAGAGUGGCAGCAGGUGGUUUUAAUGAUGUUGGCUGGUAAUAUAGAGUGUAUAUACCCCCCCCCCCCCUUUUCAGAUUUAUAUUGUGUUACGGAAGCAUGAUGAAAUUAAUUUGUGUGUGCUGAUGGUGAGAUCAGAAGAUAAAGAGCAGCCCUGUUCUUAAUGCGAUUGUCCAGCAUGAGUCAUCUUUUUAGUGUCGCCCACCUAAAGAAAAUGAAUGACUUGGUCAGAAUAUGAAGAUAACACCAUCUAUCAAGCCCACUGCUCUGGACGCAGUCCAAAUGACCUCAACUGUUGAGCUACACAAACCAAGCUAUGGUGGCGGGCAGAGCAGCCAUCAGGAAGGACACGAGAAAAGCUUUGCAUUUGCUCUCAGGGAAUAUUAGCUUGAUGUUUGAUGCCACACGUAAGCAUGGGCUGUUGUUUCAUUUCCUCUCAUGUCUAUUGUAAAUUACCUGUGUACAUGUAAAUAUGUAAAGCAGCCUAAAAUGUGACAUGAUUUCAUAAAUACAGAUUUAUAUUGAAGAAACUUGCUUAUUCAAACCUUAUAUUUUUUAAUUAGCCACUCCUAAUAAAAGCCGAACUGUUUGGAGCCAAUCAUUUAGUC